CCUCAUUUAAACAACUUAUCUGUCAUUAUUCAUUAUUCUCGCUCGUCCAUUUAAUAUUUAAUCGAAUCUAAAUUUUUCGAUAUAAUACAAAAAUCUAAAUAAUGGCUUUUAACUUUUCAGCAUUUUCGUAUAUAAUCGCGUUAAUUGUUGAUGCUUUCUUAAUAUUCUUCUCCCUAUUUCACGUUAUAGCCUUCGACGAACUGAAAACCGAUUAUAAAAACCCAGUGGAGCAAUGUAACAGUUUAAAUCCGCUCGUACUCCCAGAAUAUAUUCUACAUAUAGUGUUUAACGUCCUUUUUGCUGCCUCUGGAGAAUGGUUGUCACUAUUUUUCAACUUGCCUCUCAUAGCUUAUCACAUCAAUAGAUAUCGAACCAGACCGGUGAUGUCUGGUUAUGGUAUCUAUGAUCCAACAAGUAUUAUGAACGCCGAUCAGCUAACGAGAUGUCAGCGGGAAGGUUGGAUUAAGCUAGCUUUUUAUUUACUCUCCUUUUUCUAUUAUUUAUAUGGGUACGUAAUAGCAUUAGAAAGAGAGCACUUAGAACAAACUUAAAUUUUAAGCUAUACAAAUUUAUUAUUAUAAGUAACUUUAAACUCAACUAUUAAUUAGAUAGUUAAACCUGUUAAUUUUAAUAAAUUUUGAAAAUUUAUUAAUUUACUAACUUAUGGUGUUGAUUGAGGUUUUUAUUUUUUGUGAUAUGGCUGUGAGAUUUUUUAUAAAGCAAUAUUAUUUCGAUAAAAUCGGCUCUCAUGACAUUUGUUAAAUCUAAACUUAGGCAUUGCAUGUUUCUUUCAUAUCUCAUUAUAAUAUAUUCAGCGUAAAAGAGUUCAACGCCAUAAGACUAAUAAAAUUUUUAAUUCAUCAUUCAUUAGAAGUUUUUUAGAACCGAAAUCUGUAUUUUAUCUGUUUGUUGCAGAAUGAUUUACUCAUUAAUUUCGUCUUAGUGCAGUCUUGGGAAACAGAACAAACCUGAAGGUGAAAUAAGCAGCAAAAAGAUGAGUUGUUAAGGUUUCGGUUCUAAAAAUUUAUGCCUUUCAUUAUUUCAACUUAAAUUUUUAGUGAUGCAUAAGUUUUAGAACUGAUAUACCUUCAAAUAGAUUUGUUGUAUUAAUAUUUUUUUUAUGUUUUGAGUUGUGUCAGUAGUAGAAAAUUUACAUUUGAAUAUUUUGUAUAUCUAAUUUUAGAUGUUUCAGGCAUAUAAAUUUCAUUAAUUAUUAGGCUUAUUUUGU
This is a messenger RNA of Sitophilus oryzae (rice weevil), 1228 nucleotides long. Its product is annotated as protein cornichon. The transcript is spliced from 2 exons. Gene Ontology annotation, biological process: endoplasmic reticulum to Golgi vesicle-mediated transport. NCBI's taxonomy places the organism in Eukaryota, Metazoa, Arthropoda, Insecta, Coleoptera, Curculionidae. The coding region runs from base 102 to 551 and encodes 149 amino acids. The record is from RefSeq and is a predicted model, not a curated record. Gene Ontology annotation, cellular component: endoplasmic reticulum membrane; COPII-coated ER to Golgi transport vesicle.